CAUUGGUUAAUUUACAGUGGAGGGGCGAUGCUGAAUCAACGAGGUAAAGGCGCGCGUUAGUUAACGUUUGGAGCUGCAGGCAGACGGAAUGGAGGGAAAAACAGCUGCAUUACUCAAAAGAAGUAUGAGUGCAGAAGGAACUACAAAACUGCCCAAAAGAGCUCGAAACCCUCCGAAAAAGAUGAGUUUGUAUGAACCAGACCUCAGCUCCCCCAGAGAUAACCAAGAUGGAGUUUUUGUAUUUUUGACCUUUGAAGAUGGAUACACAGCAAAGAUUUUUAAUCUCUGUGAUAUACUGAACAAAGAUGAUAAACCCAUCGCUUGCUUUAGAGAUCUGAUACCAGGAGAAAAAGUACUUGCAAGAUGGUCUGACAAUAAGUUCUACAAAGCUACAGUAGACUUCCUUGGAACAGCUGACAAAAUGGUGGAUACCAAGAAGGCGACAAAGAAGGACAUGAAAAAAAGAGAUGCAGCUGCACAAAGAUUCUACAACCUUCCAUUCCUACCUCAAGCAGGCCAGUCCACCUCUGCACAGGAUCACCCAAAUACUGUGGACCAAAAUGUCACUCAGCCUCCAACAACCUGGCCAGUGUACCAGCCUCCACCUACAGAGUCAUUUCUACCUGUCCAGCCACAGCACCAGCAUGCAACUGCCUGGCCACAGUACCAACUUCCAGUUUCCCAGUCAUCACCAAAUAUGCCACAACAUUACCAGCAUUCACCAGUCCAGGCGCUCAACCAGUAUGGAACUACUCUGUCUCCAAUUCCACACAAUUCCAGCCUUUCGCAGUAUUCAAAGCAUCACCAGCCUCACACAGCACUACCCACACCUUCAGACCAAACACAACAGCAGCCUGUUUUGGCAGAUUUGGAUCAGCAAAGACAGCCACCAGCUCCUACAGCCAAAGAAAGCUUCCUCAAAAUGUUGCACAGUCCUAUUACACAUCAAAAACCUGCUGUUCUUGGGGACCAGAGCCAGACAAGCACCUCUGAACAUGAGACUUUAAGCUCAUCUGCAGAUACGUUAAUCAUUGAGCGUGAUCCAAUUCAAGAAUAUGGAGAACCAUGUUUCAUUUCGGCUGAGUCAGCAGAAGACAGAUCAUGGAAGCCAUGCGAAGCAUGCAAGACAGAGGUGGAAAAAUUAGUGGAGGAAAAGGACAAACUGCAUGAUGUGCUGUGUGGUAUAAGUGGUGAGCACCUCGAGGCAUUCAGAAGUUUUCUGGACAAAGUGGAACAGAUCCAACCUCAGGCUGGUGUUUGGGCUCCAAAAGGCAGAUCUCGGCAGCAGGAGCUAUAUCCAGGAAGUGGCCUCUUCUUGUCCUCGACUCACCUGGCUGCAAUCCAUGCAACCGCAAAGAAGGACUGCCUUCGCUUGUUCCAUCUUCUUUUUGAUGAAUUCUUCACUGCAGAGGAGUGCCAGAACGCUGUGGCAUUUGGGAAACACGGAAAGGUGCCAGAUGGGAAGAGAGUCCUGGAUAAGUUUAAAGUCAAUGCGAUUCUAACUUACGUCAUGCGCUGUAGUACACUGGAUGGUUGGACACCGGUUGAGAAAAGUAAGGUCAAAAAAGCCUUCAUAAACAAAUGCCGCAUCAGGGCCACAACACUGUAAGACACAGUGUAAACACAGGGCACACAGAGACAUUUGUUGAAAUGACAAUGUUUACAAAAAGUCCUUGUUUUCAAAUGAUGUAUGUUGGCGUCAGAGACUCAAGUUUAUUGUUGUAAACCUGGCCUGCCACUAAUAUUGUUGAAAUUGUUACCGUUUUUAAAACAGAAUUUUACAAAAAAAAGCACUUUAGUUCAUAUUUUGUAAUGACCAUGUUUAAGCAGUUUUUGCUGCAUCAGGGCCACAACACUGUAAGACACAGUGUAAACACAGGGCACACAGAGACAUUUGUUGAAAUGACAAUGUUCACAAAAAGUCCUUGUUUUAAAAUUAUGUAUGUUGGUGUCAGAGACUCAAGUUUAUUGUUGUGAAUUGUUGUAAACCUGGCCUGCCAUUAAUAUUGUUAAAAUUGUUACUGUUUUAAAAACAGAAUUUUACAAAAAAGCACUUUAUUUCAUAUUUUGUAAGUACCAUGUUUAAACAGUUUUUGCUGUCUUUAAAAUGUCUUUAAAUUUGUUAAUGUUAUUUUGAUUUAAAUAAAGAUUCAAA
Misgurnus anguillicaudatus (oriental weatherfish) is the source of this 2155-nucleotide messenger RNA. NCBI's taxonomy places the organism in Eukaryota, Metazoa, Chordata, Actinopteri, Cypriniformes, Cobitidae. The record is from RefSeq and is a predicted model, not a curated record.